CGGCCAUGUAGCCUACAGAGGGUGUUUAUGAAACAAUGUUUCACCAGAACGCGAUUCAUACGCGCAAAUGUUUGUCAGCACGAAACACCAAACGGCGCACGUUAAGACAGAAACGAGGUUUAUGUGAAAACGUCGCCAAACAGCAAGAACUGUGCGCUCGGCGCUGUCGGUGUGAUUUCAUUUAUAUUCCACACAGGAUAAAAUGUGUACGGAACCACACACGGUAAACUGCAAAUAAACGAAAGUGCGUUAGUGAUUGUACUGUAAUGACUGCAGGAACAAGAAUGAAUGGCAUUCGAUGCUCUUUUAAAAAUUCGGCAUUAUCACGUUAUUACACCUUUAUUAGGGUGAGAAGGGCUCCUCGGGGAAAGACCUCGUUUAAACUAGCGACUAGACUCAAAAACACAGAAAAACAAACCCAUGUGCAUGCUUUCUACUUAUUCCGUUGAACAUAAAAACGUUAGGGGGGGCGUAAACAGCUGUAGACGUAGCGUUUGAAUUAUUACGUUAAAAAUAUGUUCUGAUCUCGUGCUGAGAAACCAGUGGCUUAUGAUAAAUUCCACGCUUUCUGCGCGUUUACUCGUCUGUGCGUUCAGUCUUUCUUUGUUGAAGUCCUCAUUCAGAUGAGAGGCUCCGUGAGGAGGAAGAAUGCUCGGACCCUUCUGUUCAGUGGGCGGGGCGAUUGGGAGGUUCUGCACAUGCGCGUCUCGCGCUCACGGUUACCUUUCUGAAGUCUGUCAAACAGCAGUUCGCUCUGACCGACAGAACGGUGAUCGGGAGACGCGCUAGCCAGUGUAUUUAGCACUAGAUAGAUCAGUCCAUAUUUCAUCUGAGCUGUUCGCGGAUCGUCGUCGUGAUUGGCAGUCGCUCAUGAAGUGCCCGAAGCGACGCAGCUGAGAUGCGCGACGCGCUGUUAGCGCCCGUCAGACGCUUCCCGUGGGCGACCAAUGUAGCGCUGUACGGCUGCCUGUUCGCGGGCGGAGAUUUCGUUCACCAGUGCUUCUCGGGUAAGGAACGAGUGGACUGGACUCACACCAGAAAUGUCGCCGUAGUCGCGUUCAGUUUUCAUGGCAACUUCAAUUUCUUUUGGAUGCGCUUUCUGGAGCGACGCUUCCCCGGUAACGCGCUGCGGACGGUGCUGCGGAAACUGCUGCUGGACCAGACGGUCGCCGCGCCGCUCGCCAUCAGCGCCUUCUACACAGGUGUGAGCCUCGUGGAGGGCAGAGAUGAGAUUCUGCAGGACUGGAAGGAGAAAUUCCUCAACACGUACAAGGUAAGUUUAGGGACUCGACGAAUCCAGAUGCGGAUCUGUGCAGCAUUAUGGAGGAGACCGGAGAAUGGCAGAAUUACGAGGCAGCAGGACAGCGUCACAUUCAUCGGAGUUCAUUCUUGUGUUUGUUUCUUUGUGCAGACGGGACUGACCUACUGGCCCUUCAUGCAGUUCCUGAACUUCGCUCUGGUUCCUCCGCUGAUCCGCACUGCUUUCACCGGCUGCUGCGGCUUCGUCUGGGCCACGUUCCUCUGCUUUUCCCACCAAAGCGGAGACGGGACCAUCACGGCAGCUCUGGACUGGAUUCGUGACGUAGAGCACAAACGAGAGGAACGGAUGUCUGGAAAGGACAGGCCUGAAUGAUGCUCAGGGGGAAAGUGAAGGACUUGAGAUGCUCCUUCAUGUUUGUACUCUGCGCCGGCAGUCUGUUUCUGUUUGUUGUUGUUGUUUUAAACACUGCAAAACAUGCAGAGAUUCAUUCAUUUGACUAGUCUGUACUUGCUGCAGAUCCAAUUUUAUUUCUUUCUUUUUAUUUUUUAGGCUGGCUUUUUUAAAAGACUAAAAAUUAUUUAAUUUUUAAAGACAUACAUUUUAUUUAAUUCUUCCUGUUUUGUCUAUGUUUUUUGUUUCAUGUUUGUUUCUGUGUCAUUCCCAUAGUUCCUGGGACGUAAGUGUAGUGACUGUGCUAAUAAAUGUAUGUUUUUAUUUGUGCAUGUAUUGUAUGUGUGUUUGGAAGGGGUUUAUUUAGUAUUAUUUAUCUCUCUGGAAAUAUGCCAGGUUUAGCCUUCACAAUUACAAAUGACUGAUCACGAAGGGGUCUUUUUAACUGAAGGGUUUUGCUGCAACCGGCUGCUGACAUCAGGUCACGUGCUGUAUUUCUGUCAGCUCUUUGACUCUGUGUUUGAUGCUGUUGGUUUUGCCUGCAAGAUACCUUAAUAUAUAAUAUGAUAAUAUGAGCUAAAACGUUAUGGAAACCUGUUUAAAUGCUUGUAUUUUCUGUGUAUUUGUGUACGAAGCCGCUAAAUCUUAAUUAAAACGUGCAUUUUCCUUUACGUUACUUUCAGUAUUUUAUUUUCAUCCAUUUUUUAAAGUAUUUGCACACUACAGCAACUCCAGUGUAAUGAAUUUAUUUAAAAUGUAUUUAAUAGGUCAGUGCUUAUUGUUUAGCGAACCAUAAAUAUCUUGAAUAUCUUCAUCUUCUUUUCUUUAUUAUUCAAAUGAAUGAAUCAUCGGGGGGAGAAAUAUUACUGUCCUGUGUAUUCUGUAUUUACUGUAAAUGAUAUGCUAACAGAAUAAAACCACGUCAGAACUAACUUUUA
Molecule: messenger RNA, 2589 nt
Organism: Labeo rohita (rohu)
Lineage: Eukaryota; Metazoa; Chordata; Actinopteri; Cypriniformes; Cyprinidae
Product: mpv17-like protein
Exons: 3
Coding region: 899-1633 (244 amino acids)
Cellular component (GO): membrane; cytoplasm
Source: RefSeq, a predicted model, not a curated record